ACAACAACUGCAGCCGAUACAACUCCUGCUUCGACAACAACUGCACAAACACCUGUGUCAACAAUAACUGUAGCGGAUACAACAACUGCUUCAAUAUCAACAACAGCCACUCCUACACCAACUACAGAAACGUCUGCUGCAACAACAACACCUGCUACAACAACAACACCUACAGAAACCACAACUUCUGCUUCUACAACCGCAAUAACAACACCCGCUUCAACAACUAUAGUAGAUCCAACUCCUGCAUCAACAACAGCUCCUGCUUCUACAACAAAUGUAGCAGAUACAAAUCCUGCUUCAACAUCUACUCCAACACCAACUGCAGAAACAACAUCUGCUCCAACAACACCUGCUACAACAACUCCUGCUUCUACAACAACUGCACAAAGAACAACUGCACAAACAACAAGUCUAGCAAAUACAACACCUGCUACAACACCUACAGAAACCACAACUUCUUUUUCUACAACUGGAAUAACUACACCAGCUUCAACAACAACUGUAGAAGAUACAACUCCUGCAUCAACACCAACUCCUGCUUCUGCAACAACUGUAGCAGAUACAACUCCUGCGUCGACAACAUCUCCUACUUCUACAACUGUAGCAGAUAAAACUCCUGCUUCAACAACAUCUACUUCUACACCAACUGCAGAAACAUCUGCUCCAACACCUGCUACAACAACACCUAGAGAAACCACAACCUCUGCUUCUACAACUACAAUAACAACACAAGCUUCAACAACAACUGUAGCCGAUACAACUCUUUCGUCAACAACUCCUGCUUCUACAACUGUAGCAGAUACAACUCCUGUGUCGACAACAACUCCUACUUCUACAACAACUGUAGCAGAUACAACUCCUGCUUCAACAACAACAGCUACUCCUACACCAACUGCAGAAACAUCUCAGAUACAACUCCUGCCCGAUACAAGUCCUGCUUCUACAACAACUACUCAAACACCUGCUACAACAACACCUACAGAAACCACAACUUCUGCUUCUACAACUGGAAUAAUUACACAAGCUUCAACAACUGUAGCAGAUACAACUCCUGUGUCAACACCAACUCCUGCUUCUACAACAACUGUAGCAAAUACAACUCCUGCGUCGACAACAUCUUCUACUUCUACAACUGUAGCAGAUACAACUCCUGCUUCAACAACAUCUACUUCUACACCAACUGCAGAAACAUCUGCUCCAACAACACCUGUGGAAACCACAACUUAUGCUUCUACAACUACAAUAACAACACCAGCUUCAACAACAACUGUAGCAGAUACAAUUCCUUCGUCAACAACAACUCCUGUUUCUACAACAACUGUAGCAGAUACAACUCCUGCGUCGACAACAGUUCCUACUUCUACAACAACUGUAGCAGAUACAACUCCCACUUUAACAACAGCAGCUACUCCUACAUCAACUGCGGAAACAUCUGCUCCAACAACUACAACUGCUCAAACAGCACCUGUUAGAGCAGGUGCUCUAACAGCACCUGUGGAAACCACAACUUCUGCUUCUACAACUGCAGUAACAACAACACCAGCUUCAACAACAUCAUCUGUAGCUGAUACAACCUCGGCCUCAACAACCACAGCUACACCUACAACUGCGGAAACAACAUCUGUUACAACAACAACAACUGCAGAAACCACAACUUCUGUUCUGACAACAACUGCACAAACAACAACAAAUGUAGCUGAUACAACUCCUGCUUCGACAACAACUGCACAAACAACACCUGAAGAAACAACACCUGAAUCAACAACAACUGCAGCCGAUACAACUCCUGCUUCGACAACAACUGCACAAACACCUGCGUCAACAAUAACUGUAGCGGAUACAACAACUGCUUCAAUAUCAACAACAGCCACUCCUACACCAACUACAGAAACAACGUCUGCUGCAACAACAACACCUGCUACAACAACACCUACAGAAACAACAACUUCUGCUUCUACAACUGCAGUAACAACACCAGCUUCAACAAGAAUUGUAGUAGAUACAACUCCUGCUUCUACAACAACUGUAGCAGAUACAACUCCUGCUUCUACAACAACUGUAGCAGAAACCACAACUUCUGCUUCUACAACUGGAAUAAUUACACAAGCUUCAACAACUGUAGCAGAUACAACUCCUGUGUCAACACCAACUCCUGCUUCUACAACAACUGUAGCAAAUACAACUCCUGCGUCGACAACAUCUUCUACUUCUACAACUGUAGCAGAUACAACUCCUGCUUCAACAACAUCUACUUCUACACCAACUGCAGAAACAUCUGCUCCAACAACACCUGUGGAAACCACAACUUAUGCUUCUACAACUACAAUAACAACACCAGCUUCAACAACAACUGUAGCAGAUACAAUUCCUUCGUCAACAACAACUCCUGUUUCUACAACAACUGUAGCAGAUACAACUCCUGCGUCGACAACAGUUCCUACUUCUACAACAACUGUAGCAGAUACAACUCCCACUUCAACAACAGCAGCUACUCCUACAUCAACUGCGGAAACAUCUGCUCCAACAACUACAACUGCUCAAACAGCACCUGUUAGAGCAGGUGCUCUAACAGCACCUGUGGAAACCACAACUUCUGCUUCUACAACUGCAGUAACAACAACACCAGCUUCAACAACAUCAUCUGUAGCUGAUACAACCUCGGCCUCAACAACCACAGCUACACCUACAACUGCGGAAACAACAUCUGUUACAACAACAACAACUGCAGAAACCACAACUCCUGUUCUGACAACAACUGCACAAACAACAACAAAUGUAGCUGAUACAACUCCUGCUUCGACAACAACUGCACAAACAACACCUGAAGAAACAACACCUGAAUCAACAACAACUGCAGCCGAUACAACUCCUGCUUCGACAACAACUGCACAAACACCUGCGUCAACAAUAACUGUAGCGGAUACAACAACUGCUUCAAUAUCAACAACAGCCACUCCUACACCAACUACAGAAACAACGUCUGCUGCAACAACAACACCUGCUACAACAACACCUACAGAAACCACAACUUCUGCUUCUACAACCGCAAUAACAACACCCGCUUCAACAACUGUAGUAGAUCCAACUCCUGCAUCAACAACAGCUCCUGCUUCUACAACAAAUGUAGCAGAUACAAAUCCUGCUUCAACAUCUACUCCAACACCAACUGCAGAAACAACAUCUGCUUCUACAACUACAACUGCUUCAACAAUAUCAACUAAACCACAACUCCUGUUCUGA
This is a messenger RNA of Toxotes jaculatrix (banded archerfish), 3243 nucleotides long. Its product is annotated as mucin-2-like. Lineage: Eukaryota; Metazoa; Chordata; Actinopteri; Toxotidae. The annotation marks the transcript as partial. The transcript is spliced from 6 exons. The record is from RefSeq and is a predicted model, not a curated record.